This is a messenger RNA of Oncorhynchus tshawytscha (Chinook salmon), 3153 nucleotides long. RefSeq names its product cytosolic sulfotransferase 2. Gene Ontology annotation, molecular function: sulfotransferase activity. The transcript is spliced from 7 exons. The record is from RefSeq and is a predicted model, not a curated record. NCBI's taxonomy places the organism in Eukaryota, Metazoa, Chordata, Actinopteri, Salmoniformes, Salmonidae. The coding region runs from base 237 to 881 and encodes 214 amino acids. Gene Ontology annotation, cellular component: cytoplasm. Gene Ontology annotation, biological process: sulfation.
AACCAGAGAGAGAGAGAUAGAGGGAGAGUUCUGAACUUAUGUAACAAGAAGUGGAGGUAGGAUACGAAUGUGAAGCUGGGUUGGAAAAUCUAAACCAAAGCAGGAGAGAAAAAACUUUGCCUUUAGUGAGGGAAGAGAAGGGAACAGGGGAAGGAGAAAGAGAAGGAACGCUUGGACAGAGACAAGAAGAGACUGAGAAGACUGUCCAAACAGGACACUACUGAAUUCCAUUCAACAUGGAAAAUAUGGAGCUGCCACCUCGACCAAAACUCUUUGACUUCCAUGGAGUUUCCAUGACCCACUAUUUCACUGACAACUGGGAGAACAUACAAAACUUCCAGGCCAGGCCAGAUGAUAUCCUCAUCGCCACUUACCCCAAAGCAGGUACCACAUGGGUCUCCUACAUUCUAGACCUGCUGUAUUUUGGUCAGACAGCCCCUGAGCGUCAGACUUCACUGCCUAUCUAUGAGAGGGUGCCUUUCCUGGAGAGUGACUUCCAUAUUCUCCCUCCAGGAACGGAGUUGGCAGACAAGUUAUCCACCUCUCCUCGCCUCAAGACUCACCUCCCAGUCCAGUUGGUACCCAAGUCCUUCUGGGAGCAGAACUGCAGGAUAGUGUAUGUGGCCCGUAAUGCCAAGGACAAUGAAGUGUCUUAUUUCCACUUUGACCGUAUGAACCAGGCCCAUCCAGAGCCAGGAGACUGGAACAACUUCUUACAGAGAUUCAUGGAUGGAAAGAUGGUGUUUGGUUCCUGGUACGACCAUGUAACUGGCUGGUGGGAGAGGAAACAGACUCACUCAAAACUCCACUACGUUUUCUAUGAGGAUAUGGUUGAGGAUAUGAUACGAUAUGAUCCUCACCCUGUAUAUUCAACACUAUAAUCCAGUUAACUGUGGACCAAUGGAAGACUGACACCCCAGUCGAGCCUAUCGUAAGUCUAUGUGCGCCAAAUACACAAUCAAUCAACCUGACCACAAACAAUCAGACAGUCAACUUGACCACAACUCCUAGACUACAGUGCGGAACUGUACGGUGGUGUUCUUCAUCUUCUUCUUAUAGUCUUCAUCAAACUGUUCACUCUGGGCCACAGUGAAAUGGUUCUUCCAGUCACCAACCUUUCCUGAAGAGUGGGAGAAUGGGAGAGAGAGAGAGAGAGUCAUGAGCAAAGAAAAGGUGGUGGAUAUAGAGAGGGGAGGAGGGAACGACUGACAGAGAGAGAGGUAUAGGGGAGAAAUACCCAUUCAUACCUUUUCGUAUGAAUGUAGAGAUCUUGAAACGCAAGCAGAAUCUUUGUGGAUGAGGCAAGGUAGACUAACAAGACGUGACUGGUCUGGGCCUUGUCUGAUCUUAUGAAGGCUACUGGACAUGCACAUGGGUUAAUCAUACAUAGACAACAUCGGCCUGAACAUGUGAAGACCUUUGACAGGAACAUUAGCUAAUCAGUGAUUAGGCACCAGUAGGAGUAUGCAUGUCACUCCACCAAUAGAAUCUAUGCCUCAAUGUUUUAGCUAAUCAGAGAAUGGAAACUAAGUAAGACAACAAGAUUCACAAAGUGGAGUGAUGAUGUUAUGUAAGGGUAAAACUGUAUAAAACCAAGCACUAAGAAUGAAGAGUUUACAAACCUGACCCCAAACAUAUUCAAUCCCCCACCUUCCAUCAAAACACACACACACACCACACACACACACACUCACCUGAUAGGCUACUGAAUGGGCAGUGUCCUGGGGUAGAUAGUGUAUUUGUCUUUUCUGUGCCCUUAAACAUCCUGCAUUACAUUGUCUUCAACAAACUGUCUAAAUAACAUUUCAACAGUGUAUGUGUGUCUAACUCUAACCUGACCAGAGACUAGGCUGCAGAGUGUGUGCCUGGGCACUGUGUGAGGCGUGUACACAUCUUUCACCUACUGCAUCAACCUUUUUUAGUGCCAGGUUGCUUGUUAGACGACCACAAUCAAUACAAAAAGAUACUCUGUAAUGUUACUUGGUAAGGAGGUCUGGUGAGGAGGUCAUGUCACAGGUAAAUGUUCAUACAGUAGUUGAGGAGAUAAUAACCAAGCAUUGGCUACCCCAACAUAAAGCCUCAUCAGGAACUUAUAGUACCAUAUGCAUUUAUUUAAGUAUCAUUACAGAUGCUGGCAGUGUAGAAAUUUAACAUUUAAUAUCAAAUACAAUAGACCACAUUUACUGGAAUGACAUUCACUCUCACGUGUGGAAAAAAAGCCCCCAUUAGCCACACCUCCAACUCUUCUGAUAAGCUGUCACCACUACAUUGCCCCUGCCGCUAUUCAAUGUGCAUGCGAAUGAGUUGUUGGAAGCCAUUUAGAAGCUUUCGUUAAAUAACAAAAAUCACACUGAUCUAAAAAAUACAUUAUUUGAUUUCAGGCAAAUUGAAUAAAGUAGGUUGGAAGAUACAAAGUGUAAUUUUCUAUCAUUCUAAACAGUAGAAGCACUUCAGAUGAACAACAGCGCCAUCCCACUUUUUACAGUGCAAGUGACAGGCAUAGUGAACAUACAGCUGUGAAACGUGGAGGGUGUGUGUAUGUGCAAAUUACUGGCUCUUUGACCGCUUUGGGUCAUAUAGACAUUUCAUAAUAUUUUAAGUACAAGUACAUGAACAUCAAUGUAUUGUGUUUAGUCAUACUGUAUACUGUAUACGAGUAGGAAUUGUUACAGUUUCAAAGUAUGUAUAUUUUUGAAACAGAAUAAAACAAUGCUUGAUGCUUAAUAAUGCUCUUCUCCAUUUACAUAUUCAUUACUGUAUUGACUCUCACGUAUCACACUUUCACAAAAAAACAUGAAGACAUGGCUAAAGGUCAAUCAGAUUUGUGAACAUAAUCCCUAGGUGUGUCACGGCCUGACCUCAGAGAGAUUUUUAUGUCUCUUUUGGUUUUGUCAGGGUGUGAUUUGGGGGGGCAUUGUAUGUUCUAUUUUCUAUGUUUUUGUAUUUCUUUGUUUUGGCCGGGUAUGGUUCUCAAUCAGGGACAGCUGUCAUUCGUUGUCUCUGAUUGGGAAUCAUACUUAGGUAGCCUUUUUCCUUUUGUGGGAAGUUGACUUGAGUUAGUGGCACUAUUGCCCUUGUAAGCUUCACGGUUGUUUUUUUUGUUAUUUCUUGUUUUGUUGAUGACAUUUUACAAAAUAAAAAGUAUGCUCACCA